AUGGAAAAGAUUCCAUAUAGUUGUGCUAUUGGCAGCUUGAUGUAUGCUCAAGUAUGCACUCGUUCUGAUAUGGCAUUUGCUAUUAGUGUCCUUGGUAGAUACUUGAAUAAUCCUAGAUGGAGUCAUUGGAAAGUUGCAAAGAAAGUUAUGAGAUAUUUGCUCGGUACUAAGAAUUAUAUAUUGACUUACAAAAGAUCUAGCAAUCUGGAAGUCAUUGGGUACUCUGAUUCUAACUUUGCAAGCUGUGUAGAUGAUAGAAAAUCUACUUAUGGUUACAUCUUUAUGAUGUCUAGAGGAGCUGUUUCUUAG
Hevea brasiliensis (rubber tree) is the source of this 309-nucleotide messenger RNA. Its product is annotated as secreted RxLR effector protein 161-like. The record is from RefSeq and is a predicted model, not a curated record. The coding region runs from base 1 to 309 and encodes 102 amino acids. Lineage: Eukaryota; Viridiplantae; Streptophyta; Magnoliopsida; Malpighiales; Euphorbiaceae. The transcript has a single exon.